AUUCCACACCUGUGAUGCCAAGUGCCAAUUUCUGCCUCCGCCUGCACAACUGACAUCUUUAGUUCAUGGUUCAGUCUGCAUAACCGCCAGCUCUGAUUGCAAACAGGAAAUUCUUAGUUUCCUCCAGUUGAUUGUCAAAAGGUUCUGGAACAUUUGCCGUUUUCAGAAGAGCAAUGAGCUGCGAAUACAGUCUCUUAUUUUUAUUCCUCUGUGGCUUUGCUGUGUCUGCCUCAACAAAGCUAUGCGAACAGGGAACGUCCUGCAUCAUUAAGCUGCCAGCACAAAACAUACCUAGUGAGAUAAUGUGGACCCAUCUCUCCAGUGGUGACUUCAUUAUCAAGAAAAAUGGAAGAAUCAAGGUGAAUUCUCUAAAUGGAACAAUAGAAGAAAAUGGAUCAUUAACAUUAAAAAGUGUUACUCUGAACAGCACCGGCAAAUAUAAAUACACUGUUUAUGCUAGUGACGGAACAGAGACUAGUGGCCAAGUGGAAAUUAAAGUUCAUGAAAAGCUCCCCAAACCUACUAUAAGGCUUGUCUGCAAUGCUAAUGGAAGUGCAUACCUAAUAUGUGAAAUUCCAUACAGUGAGGAUCUGACUAUAUCCUGGUAUAAUGAAAAACAAAUCAUCAAUGGUGCAAGUGAAAAGCGACUGUUCUUGACACCUGCUCAAAUGCAGGAGAGUAAACUGUACUCAUGCCAUGCAAAAAAUCCUAUCAGGGAAGAACAAAGUGAGAGUAUUACAUCAUUAUGUGCUCGUAAACUCUUUGGAUUAGAUUUUUGGAUCACGGUGAGCAUUUUAUCAGGUGGAGGAGCCCUUCUGCUGCUGCUAUCAUUUGUUCUAGUCAUCUGUGUGUGGCGACGCUUUAUCCAACAAAAGCACCAACAAGAUGAAGAUGAGCUCAGGCUGAGGGUUUUUCAAGAUGAAACUCCUAACGGUACAACCAGAUCCAAACACACUGCUAGGGGGCAACCAGCACCCCCCAUCCCGCAAGAAGAUACAUCUCCACAACCCCAAACACAAACCCAGACUCAACACAAAACCCAGAUCCGCGCGAGACCUCCACCACCACCUAAGGACGAUGAGGAAUAUCCUCCUCCCUUACCUAACCCUAGAAAUAAACAACAACGCAAGAGAAAUGUAGAGCCGUAGUGACCAAUGGAAGGAGAUGCUUGUAUGCUCACUGAAAGACAGUAACUUUGGGGCUAAAUUGAAUUAAUUUCAUAAGCCAUACUGUGAGUGUCAAAUAGCAUAGUAAAAAUUUAAUUUGGUCAUGUACUCACCCUCAUGUUCAUC
Molecule: messenger RNA, 1292 nt
Organism: Carassius auratus (goldfish)
Lineage: Eukaryota; Metazoa; Chordata; Actinopteri; Cypriniformes; Cyprinidae
Product: T-cell surface antigen CD2-like
Exons: 5
Coding region: 174-1148 (324 amino acids)
Cellular component (GO): membrane
Source: RefSeq, a predicted model, not a curated record